AUGGUUCACAUCAAGCAUGAUGCCGAGCUGAUGACCAGUUUGCUCGCAGCAGACAAAAUCCCCGCAGGGAUCCAUUUCGUUGCAUUCAAGGAUACCAGCUCGAAUCCGGCACUGUUUUCCCUAAGUGAUGAUGGAAAGCUCAAUCUGGUUAUGGACGAUGACGGAGAUCCCACAUUGAUGAACUUCCGCGACAUCCUGCCGUAUGAAGGCUCCGUUCUCGCAUUCGAUGUGCAGCAACACUCGGACCUGACUCUGAAUAUCGGAUUGGUCACUCAGGGUUGGGCGGGGAAAGAACGUUCUAUCUGGUGGAAGAGUGAUUUCACUCGAACCGUUGCAGGCAGAGAGUUCCCUCUGAUUUUUCUUGCAUUGGAACGGGAGGACCGAAUUACCAAGGAAGAGCAGCUGGGACUCGUCGACAUCACUGUGACGGACGGCAAGCCCAUUUUGCGACUCAAUACAUCCUGGAGGCUUGCAACGAACGGUAGGCAUAUCCCGCUCCUCAAGGAAGGGGAAGGAGGUCGACUAUCGGGGAUCCUCACAGUCCCAUCCGCUCUGGAGAACGACGACAGCAACAGCGGCAGCAUUUUGGUGCGAACCCUGAUCUCGGUUAAUACGGCGGGAGACUUGUUCCUGCUGCAGGAGGCUUCUGAUACGAAGAUCUGGGAAGUCCAUCCGUUCUACGUCGGAUGUCGGUCGGCUAACAUUGAGAUGGAUGGCUACGCGCUGCGAAUCCAGGCCAUCCCAGACGUGAAAACAAACACACAGAAAGACAUGGACGUCGAGGUCGUGGCGGGUUGUCAACUCCAUGUGGUCAGCUCCGGGUAUACUCGAGCUGUGGUCAAUGGACGAGCGACCAAUUUGACAAGUCAUGGAUGUUGGUUGCGCACGGAUACCCGGGGUACUCUCCUAAUUAUGAUGGGAACUGACGACGUCGCAUGUCACUCCAUCUAUGUUGAUGGGUACUUGCCGCCAAACGCGAGAGAUGAAGAGGACAGAUAUCAGCCCAUCCAGUCUUCCUUGAUGGAUCCAAGCACCAAAGUCGUCAAAAAGCUCCGCCAAAUCCAAUCAGGUAAAGACUUGAUGACAGCUAAGACGCAGUCCGGCCAGAACCUCGUAGACAAAGGGGCACUUAGUGAAAGCGACGCGGAUGUCAUUGCCAGGAAUAUUGCCCGGCUUUGCGCUCAUCUGAACACGCAUAUCGACUAUCAGUCCAAACUGCUCAAAGCUGGGAAUCUCAAGCAGUUCUUUUUCUCUGAUCUGGCCGACUCCGCCUGGGGUUUCUUUCACUGGAUCCAAGAAAAAGUUGAAGAGGUUACAGAUUGGGUGAUCGACACGGCCAAAUCAUUGUGGACUCUCACCGUGAAGCUAGCAGGAGAGGUAUAUAAUUUCGUGCUGAGCACGGCUGAAACGGUCCUAAAAGCCAUCGGCUGGCUGCUCGCGAAGAGUGGCGUGGUGGUGAACAAGCUGAUCGACUUCGCAGGCUUUAUUUUUAAUUGGACCGAUAUCUUGCAUACAUCUGAUAGUAUCUCGACGCUGAUUAGUACAAGCUUAAGCUACGGGCAGGAGAAGUUAAAGUCGGUCAAUGACAGCAUCAAAAGCUGGGUCGAUGACACCAAGAAGCUUGUUCAAUCAUCCAGGGGCGAUCUAGAGUCUCGACGAAAGGAACUAUCCAAGGUGGAGAGUGUAGAAGGUGAAGAUAUUAUCUUGGAGGCGCAGCAAUUAAUCCAAUACAGCGUAUCCUUUAAUUGGGUUGGUGACCAAAUGAAUCAUGGCGAUUUUCUCGGGCUGCAGCUCGACACCGACGAGCUAAUGGAAGGGAUGAACAGGAGCAGACCACCAGUUGAAGGAUAUCUGGGACGCAAUUUGCAAGGAAAUCGAAGUGAUGAAAGCCUUGCCGAGCAACUGGGAAGUGAAAUCCCGCAUGUCUUUGGGUCCGCUGAUGAGAGGAACGAAGCUGCUUUCCACGUUGCCAAUGUCGCAUGCGAAGCUGCCCUCAGUUCCAUUGAGAACUUGGCCACGGUCGUCUUCAAAGCAGCAGAGCUACUACUUGACGUUGUCCGAAUGUUCGGAGAGACCCCCAUCGAGAUCCCCCUAUUCACACCUCUGUGGCACACCAUUGCCGGUAAAGAUCGUCCGUUUACGCUAUUCAACUGUUUCUCACUGCUAAUGGCGAUUCCCACGACCAUUGUCUAUAAGCUUCUGUAUCAACGUGCCCCCCCUCAGUUGAAGGGGAGGGUAACAAAGGCAACACUCGCGGGAUACUUCAAUGGCACAAAGCCCACCGAUCUUUCUCUGCACAAGGAUCUCCGCUCUUUCAGCGGUGCCAUGGCGAUCGGGGCCGGGUACGUCGGUUUGGCAUUCACGACGAUCAGCCUCGCAUGGAGCCUGGCGGAGAUCGGAGCCACUGUGGCUCAACUGAUUGAAGUCCUGUCCACUGUCCCACCAUGGGAAGGGUUCGAUAAUGAAACAGCGCUCAAUCUAGCAUGGGUGGUCUGGGGUGUGGAUUUGGCUUGGUUGAUAGGCUGCACUGCCGUCAGAGUGUAUUACGUCUGGACUACAACGGGAACCCACGUCGCCGAUUUCAUGAAGCAUCCUAUUCUUGGAUACUACGACCUUGGCCGGGCUUCUGUGAAAUUGUACAUCAAUUUCCCCAUCAUUUGGUUCGAGUUUUUCACCGGUGACUUUCAUGUAUUAAAGCUGCUCCGUGCCUACCUGCGUUUGUACGACGGUGGCGUAGGCGUCAUCGGGGCCCUGGCAUACCUGAUCGCGGGUGUUGCAGCCAAGACCAAAAAGGAUGUUGCGCUCAUGGCAACUGGGGUGGAGGUGGCAGCGGAGCUGAUCAAGUGGGCUGUCAAGUAUGGCGAUAAAUGGGCCGAGAACGAGAUCAAGGAGUCACAGCCACCGAAGACGCAGGGCUAG
This is a messenger RNA of Aspergillus thermomutatus, 2919 nucleotides long. RefSeq lists its product as uncharacterized. The transcript has 6 exons. Bases 1 to 2919 code for a protein of 972 amino acids. The record is from RefSeq and is a predicted model, not a curated record. NCBI's taxonomy places the organism in Eukaryota, Fungi, Ascomycota, Eurotiomycetes, Eurotiales, Aspergillaceae.